Pongo pygmaeus (Bornean orangutan) is the source of this 590-nucleotide messenger RNA. Its product is annotated as protein archease-like. The coding region runs from base 56 to 502 and encodes 148 amino acids. The record is from RefSeq and is a predicted model, not a curated record. Gene Ontology annotation, biological process: tRNA splicing, via endonucleolytic cleavage and ligation. Gene Ontology annotation, cellular component: tRNA-splicing ligase complex. The transcript has a single exon. Lineage: Eukaryota; Metazoa; Chordata; Mammalia; Primates; Hominidae.
GGCGCAGGAAGAGGAAGAUGUUAGAGAUUACAAUUUGACUGAGGAACAGAAGGCAAUGAAGGCCAAGUCUCCGCCAGUCAAUAGGAAGUACGAGUAUUUGGAUCAUAUGGCGGAUGUGCAGUUACACACAUGGGGAGAUACUCUGGAGGAAGCAUUCGAGCAAUGUGCAAUGGCCAUGUUUGGUUACAUGACAGAUACUGGGACAGUGGAGCCCCUCCCAACAGUAGAAGUAGAAACCCAAGGAGAUGACUUACAGUCUCUUCUGUUUCACUUUUUGGACGAAUGGCUUUAUAAGUUCAGUGCUGAUGAAUUCUUCAUACCCCGGGAAGUGAAAGUACUUAGUAUUGAUCAAAGAAAUUUCAAAUUACGAUCAAUUGGGUGGGGAGAAGAAUUUUCAUUGUCCAAGCACCCUCAGAGAAUAGAAGUCAAGGCAAUAACAUAUUCAGCAAUGCAGGUCUAUAAUGAAGAGAAGCCGGAAGUUUUUGUGAUCAUUGACAUUUAAGACACCAAAAAAGAAAAGACUCCUAUGAAGAACUGUUUUUUUUUCCCUCUUCCUUUUGAGAAGACACUAUGAAUUAAAUUCUACAGCA